Molecule: messenger RNA, 4608 nt
Organism: Oncorhynchus keta (chum salmon)
Lineage: Eukaryota; Metazoa; Chordata; Actinopteri; Salmoniformes; Salmonidae
Product: glutamate receptor 1-like
Exons: 16
Coding region: 350-3151 (933 amino acids)
Biological process (GO): synaptic transmission, glutamatergic; modulation of chemical synaptic transmission
Cellular component (GO): AMPA glutamate receptor complex; plasma membrane; dendritic spine
Molecular function (GO): transmitter-gated monoatomic ion channel activity involved in regulation of postsynaptic membrane potential; AMPA glutamate receptor activity
Source: RefSeq, a predicted model, not a curated record
UAACGAUUUAUCUGAGCGUAAUUCUCAUACGAUACGGUGACAGAAUGUUCAGAAAACCAUCAUGAGCUCGCAUUUAAUGCUGACAUAAUCGAAGCUCCGCAGUUUAUAUCUAAAGUAGGUAGGGCUCGGUCUGCUUGUGUAUUGACACCGUCAUUAUCUUUAGCUCUGCGCGCACGGCAGACAGCGAGAGAGAGUGCGCCAGGCUAGGGAGAGAGCGGUUGUGACUCAAGCUCUGCGAAUUCAGUUAGUCUACUACAACUAUGAAUGCAUUGUGAGUGGCUUGUGGGCAACAGAAGCAGACCUUUAUUUGGCAUUUGUUUCUUUUUUCGUCGCCAAUGCAAAAGGAAAUAUGCAGCGACGACUUACCUUGGUCUUUGUUAGUUUUUGUGUUGGGUUUUGCGCUGGUUCAAGUUUCCCAAGUAAUAUAAAUAUAGGGGGAUUGUUCCCAAACGGCUCCCACGAAUAUGAGGUUUUUCGGUUUGCACUCUCUCAUCACCAGGAUAUCCCCAAACUGGUACCACAAGUGGACAUGGUCGACACAGCAAGCAGCUUUGCUAUGACAUAUGCAUUUUGUUCACAGUUUUCCAAAGGAGUCUAUGCCAUCAUCGGACUGUAUGACAGGAAGACCAUGAACAUGCUCAUGUCGUUCUGCGGGGCUCUCCACGUCUGCUUUGUGACACCCAGUUUCCCCAUAGAAACCAACAACCAGUUUGUGAUCCAGCUGAGACCGGAGCUUCAGGAGCCCCUCAUUGCCCUGAUUCAUCACUACAAAUGGACCAAGUUUGUCUACAUGUAUAGCUCUCAUUCAGGCCUGACAGUGCUGCAGAAGAUUCUGGAUACAGCAGCAGAGAGGACAUGGCAGGUGACAUCAGUGAACCUGGAUAGUGGUAUGGAUCAGGUGGCCUUCCUGAAGGUGGUUCAGGACCUAGAGAAGAAGAAGGAGUACAACAUCAUCCUGGACUGUGAGCUGGAGAGACUCAACUUGAUCCUCAACCUGAUCGCUGCUCAGAAGAAGAACCUAAAAAAUUACCACUACAUAUUGGCAAACCUGGGAUUUUUGGACAUGAACUUCACUGAGUUCCAGAAGAGUGGUGCCAACAUCACCGGGUUCCAACUAAUGAACUACUCAGACGAAAAUGUCAGCAAGGUCAUAGAGGAGUGGGUGGACUUUGACAGCAAAGACCUUAAGCUACCCAAGAGAAGACUGAAGUACACAGGAGCCCUCACAUACGACGGAGUGAGCGUCAUGGCAACCGCCUUUCAGAACCUCCGGAAGCAACGUAUUGACAUCUCCCGGCGAGGCAACGCUGGCGAGUGUCUGGCCAACCCACCAGCUCCCUGGGGCCAGGGUAUCGACAUCCAGAGAGCUCUACAGCAGGUUCGAAUUGAGGGCCUGACUGGACAUGUCCAGUUUAACGAGAAAGGCCAUCGGACCAACUACACGGUCAGCGUCAUGGAGCUGAGCCCGAGUGGACCGCUGAAGGUGGGCUACUGGAACGAGAAUGAGAACUAUGUGAACACAGCGGUGUACACGCCGGUGGUUGAAGAGUUCUUCGGACUGCAAAACAGGACCUACAUCGUGACCAGUAUCCUUGAAUCUCCAUAUGUGAUGCUGAAGAAAAAUCAUGAGCAGCUGGUGGGGAACGAUAAGUAUGAGGGCUAUUGUGUGGAGCUGGCUGCCGAGAUCGCCAAGCAUGUGGGCUAUACUUAUAAACUGGAGAUCGUAGGGGAUGGAAAGUACGGAGCCAGAGACGCUGAGUCCAAGAUGUGGAACGGGAUGGUGGGCGAGCUCGUUUAUGGGAAAGCAGAUGUAGCAGUAGCCCCGUUGACCAUCACCCUGGUGAGAGAGGAGGUGAUCGACUUCUCCAAGCCCUUCAUGUCCCUGGGCAUCUCCAUCAUGAUCAAGAAGCCCACCAAGUCAAAACCUGGAGUCUUCUCCUUCCUCGACCCACUGGCCUACGAGAUCUGGAUGUGCAUCGUGUUUGCCUACAUCGGUGUGAGCGUGGUUCUCUUCCUGGUCAGCCGCUUCAGCCCAUACGAGUGGCAGGGGGACGACUCAGAGGGAGAGGAGGGCCAAGAGCAGCAGCAGAGACAGCAGUCGUUCAGUCCCAGGAGAGAGCCAGGACAGUCCCAGUCCCAAAACCAGGGCCAAGGACAGGGCCAGUCCCAGUCCCAACCGGGCCAAAACCAGGGCCAAGGACAGGGCCAGAGCCAGAGUGAGGGGCACACCAAUGAGUUUGGGAUAUUCAACAGCUUGUGGUUCUCGCUGGGCGCCUUCAUGCAGCAGGGCUGUGACAUCUCGCCAAGGUCGCUCUCUGGUCGCAUUGUAGGGGGAGUGUGGUGGUUCUUCACCCUCAUCAUCAUCUCGUCCUACACGGCCAACCUGGCUGCCUUCCUCACCGUGGAGAGGAUGGUGUCGCCCAUAGAGAGCGCAGAGGACCUGGCCAAGCAGACGGAGAUCGCCUACGGUACUCUAGACGGAGGCUCCACCAAAGAGUUCUUCAGGAGAUCGAAAAUAGCCGUGUUUGAGAAGAUGUGGUCCUACAUGAAGUCUGCCGACCCGUCAGUGUUCGUGAAGACCACAGACGAGGGCGUGGUGCGGGUCAGGAAGUCCAAAGGGAGGUACGCCUACCUGCUGGAGUCCACCAUGAACGAGUACAUCGAGCAGAGGAAACCCUGUGACACCAUGAAGGUGGGAGGGAACCUGGACUCCAAGGGUUACGGAGUGGCCACGCCCAAGGGAUCGGCACUAAGAAACCCAGUAAACUUGGCAGUGUUAAAACUGAACGAGCAGGGCCUGUUGGACAAAUUGAAAAACAAAUGGUGGUACGACAAGGGAGAGUGCGGCAGCGGAGGAGGUGACUCCAAGGACAAGACCAGCGCUCUGAGCCUCAGCAAUGUGGCUGGGGUGUUCUACAUCCUGAUUGGAGGGCUGGGGCUGGCCAUGCUCGUGGCCUUGGUCGAGUUCUGUUACAAGUCCAGGAUCGAGUCGAGGAGGAUGAAGCAAAUCAUCGAUGCAGCCAUGCUGAGUUCCACCCUGACCCGCAUGACCAGGACAGGGAGCGGGGGCGAGAAUGGACGAGUGGUCGCCCAUGACUUCCCCAAAGCGUCACAGACUCUCCCCUGCAUGAGCCAGGCCGCGGGCAUGUGAUGGGGCAGUCCUUCCUCUGCACAGACCCCACCAAAAAGAGAAAUGGAAAAGAGGAGGGGGGGGAGUGUUGCACUGUGGCUUGACUACAGCCAAUAGGAUUCACUGACUACUGCCAAUAGGAUUCACUGACUGCUGCCAAUAGGAUUCACUGACUACAGCAAAUAGGAUUCACUGACUACAGCCAAUAGGAUUCACUGACUACAGCCAAUAGGAUUCACUGACUACAGCCAAUAGGAUUCACUGACUACAGCCAAUAGGAUUCACUGACUACAGCCAAUAGGAUUCACUGACUACAGCCAAUAGGAUUCACUGACUGCUCACUCUGAAGAUAGAAACAACAAAACAAAAUCACUUUUGUAAAGAGACGGUUUAUUUGGAUCUUUUCUGCUGCAAUAAAGAUGGCUGUCUUGGACUUUAAUAGAUGGCAUACUUUUGUGUAUCAAAAAGAAAAGAAAAAGAGAAGUUCUUCCCCAACCCAAUUAAUAGUGACACUUUUUGCACUAUGUCAGUUUUUCUGGUCGACAAUUCAUUUUUUCUUGUCUACUACUAUCAUUAACAGUCAUGAACAGCUACAGUGGAGCCUGAAAUAAUUGAACCCCUUGAUAAAGAUGAGCAAUAAUGUAUAAAAUAAAGAAUUCUAAUACUAAGCUAUAUUGUAUGCAACAAAAAUAAUGAGGAAAUUAUAUUAUUUUACACUAAUAUCUUGGAGAAAGAGAUUCUGUUUGAUAAAUUAACUACUUUUUUCCUCAGAAAAGGGAAAAGGGUCAAACCGAUUGACUUAUAAGAAAGAUUCUUAUAAAUAAAGUAGUGAAAAGUGUAGUAUUUAGUCCCAUACUCCGAGGACGCAAUGACUACAUCAAGCUUGUGACUCUACAAACUUGUUGGAUGCAUUUGCAGUUAGUUUUGGUUGUUUUAAAUUAUUUUUGGCCCAAUAUAAAUGAAUGGUAAAUAAUGUAUUGUGUCAUUUUGGUGUCAUUUUUUUUAUUAGAAAUAAGUAUAGAAUAUAUUUCUAAACACUUUUACAUUAAUGUGGAUGUGACCAUGAUUACAGACAAUCCUGAAUGAAUCGUGAAUAAUGAUUUGUGAGAAAGUUAGAGGGUCAAAGAUCAUUCCCCAAAGCCACGAGUUUAGCAUGUUUUAGGGGUAUGACCUUUUGAGUAAACAAUAUAGCUCAGCAUUUCAAUAAUGUAUAUUAUACUGUCAUUAAUGCUUAGCUAUAUCAAGGGUGUCAAUCAUUUUGCCUUACACUGAACAGUGAUUUUGUUCCUUGUGACACAAAAAUGUCCAAUUCCAAACAUUUGACUUUCAACCUAUCUAUAGGUGCAUACAGUAUGUUGAAUAAAACUACUGCUGAAUGUUUUCACACAUCACAUAGGAAUGGAUGAUUUCUGUAUUGUUUCUCACAUGAGCCACUUUGUCAACGUCACUGCAUUGCAAUUGCAUUCAGACUUACAGAU